This is a messenger RNA of Penicillium expansum, 177 nucleotides long. RefSeq lists its product as uncharacterized. The record is from RefSeq and is a predicted model, not a curated record. The coding region runs from base 1 to 177 and encodes 58 amino acids. NCBI's taxonomy places the organism in Eukaryota, Fungi, Ascomycota, Eurotiomycetes, Eurotiales, Aspergillaceae. The transcript has a single exon.
AUGCGCAAGGCAGCAAUUCUACAACCUCCACUUAUGCAUAAAAGCCCAUCGGAACUCAAAUUCCCGAUUACAAACAAUGACACAACCGUUAGAAACCUUCCAGGACCCAAGAAAAAACCAACCCCCAAGAAAGAAAGAGUAUCCCGAACCAGAAAGAGACUCGAAACAACCCUGUAA